CGGCGGGGCGGCGGCGGCGGCGGCGCUGAGGCUGGGCAAGAAGAGGCCAGGCGGGGGCGGUGGAACAGGUGCGGGCAGGGCGGCCUCGCCGUCCGCCGGUCCCGCUCACCCGCGUCGGCGCCCGCAGGUCGGUUGGAGGCCUCCGCCGCCGGGCUCCGCGGCGCAGUGGGCAUGCGGGCGAGGCCCGCGCGCGCGUGAGCGACGAUGGGGACGCAGGGCAGCCCGGUCAAGAGCUACGACUACCUGCUUAAGUUCCUGCUGGUGGGCGACAGCGACGUGGGCAAGGGUGAGAUCCUGGAGAGCCUGCAGGACGGCGCGGCCGAGUCCCCGUACGCCUACAGUAAUGGGAUCGACUACAAGACCACCACCAUCCUGCUGGACGGCCGGCGGGUCAAACUGGAACUCUGGGACACAUCGGGCCAGGGCAGGUUCUGCACCAUCUUCAGGUCCUACUCCAGGGGCGCACAGGGGAUCCUUCUGGUGUAUGACAUCACCAACCGCUGGUCCUUCGACGGCAUUGACCGGUGGAUCAAGGAGAUCGAUGAGCACGCUCCCGGGGUCCCCCGGAUCCUGGUUGGGAACCGGCUGCACCUGGCCUUCAAGCGGCAAGUCCCGACAGAGCAGGCGCGUGCCUACGCGGAGAAGAACUGCAUGACCUUCUUCGAGGUCAGCCCACUGUGCAACUUCAAUGUCAUCGAGUCCUUCACCGAACUGUCCCGCAUCGUCCUUAUGCGGCACGGCAUGGAGAAGAUCUGGAGGCCCAACCGAGUGUUCAGUCUGCAGGACCUCUGCUGCCGGGCCAUCGUUUCCUGCACCCCCGUGCACCUCAUCGACAAGCUCCCGCUUCCUGUCACCAUCAAGAGCCACCUCAAGUCCUUCUCGAUGGCCAAUGGCAUGAACGCUGUUAUGAUGCACGGGCGCUCCUACUCACUGGCUAGUGGAGCAGGGGGCGGCGGCAGCAAGGGCAACAGCCUCAAGCGGUCCAAGUCCAUCCGACCACCCCAGAGCCCACCCCAGAACUGCUCGCGGAGCAACUGCAAGAUCUCCUAGCUCGGCAGGCUGUGCCCCAUCCAGAUGCACUCUGGGAGGGCUCACGCUUGGGGAGUGCUCCCAGCCGGGCGCUGGGCCCAGCGCUGUGUGCAGGGAAAACUUUGGCCACACAGUCCCUCCUGGGAAGCGUGGGGAUGCCCCUAGUAGGCUGGUGGUCUCAGCCAGACCAGCUCCACAGGACAGUGGAGGGCCAUGCUGCUGGGAUGGUGGCGGAUCACGCCCAGGACCCCGAGGUGUGGCUGAGAAGACCCCCGGAGGUGGCUCUGCCUGGCCCCAGCCUUGAGGGGGCUGUCCCUAGGGACUGGGAGACCAGGUUCCCUUUCUUAUUUAUGUAAAAGAUGGUUCACCCCUUUUGUACAUUUUUAAAGGACCAGCAGGGAAGCCUCCGUGCAACCACGCGGUGAGCCCAUGACAGCUGAGGGGACGAGCUUUGGGACAUUGGGAGAGAGGAAGUGUUUGAGGCAAAGAUGGGAAAGAAUCCACCAUCAAGGCUUGAAUCUGAAUUCACGUAACACUUCACAUGGGGCUAUGGGCUGUGUGGGGGCCAGUGGAGAACAUGUGGAAGCUUUGGGCAGCAAUCUUGGACUCCCCAGCUACAUGCAUCGGCCUUUCUGAGCAUGGUGGUCAGUGUGCCCGCCAUGUGCUGAGGGUGUGGGCCCCAGUAGUCUGCGUGGUGGAGCGGCCAUUUCCAGGGCUCCCGCCAGCCUUCCUGGAUGACAUCCGUGUGUGUCAUGGAGCUACGGGUUCAGAGCCAGGGGCAACUCGCAGGUUCCCACGUUGCUUGGAAAAGGGGAAGCGGGGUGCACCCCCCACGUCCCUCCCCAGCUCCCUCUCUCCCCGCGUGGGGGCCAUCAACCUUCCUUCUGUGAUUCUGCACCUUCGGUUCCGUUUACAUCUGUUGCUGCAUGAAACUGUAGACAGUGCUCACUGGGGCCACCAGGCCCUGGGCAAGUCUGGACUGAGCCUGCCCCACUUGCCUCCUGGGGUGUCUAGACCCUUCUCUGGCCAGCUUCUGUCUUCUGACCUUGGGUGUGAUUCCAUAGCUGCUCCUCACCCAGUUUCACCCCUCUGUGAGAUCACACGUCACCAAAACCUUUCUCACCCGUUUCUUAGUGGUGGACGCUGAGUCCCUCUUCGAGGACCCACCAGCCAGCCUGAGCUGGAGGCCUGGCCUUCCGUCCACCUGGCUGGUGACGUGGCCACAGGUCACACUGGUGCUCAACUCUACCUCCUGCCCACGGGCCCCUCCCUGGCCUGUGACCCCCUUGCUCGGGACUGUUCUGUGGUGGGUGCCCUGAGGGCUGCUGUUAUGGGAGGUGAGGUGGGGAGGGGCUGCAGCGCCUGUGAGCAGGAUCCUGGCUGAGGCCUGGCUGCCAGCAGGGUUGGGUGGGCAGAGGAGGCCCCACCUAUCCUGUCCUGCCAGCAGGAGCCCCUUUUUUGGACAUUGUUUUGAGGAAACGGAUGAUCCUGCAUUCACCAUAUCAACACUACCCUUUGCUGCUGUCCACACUUGCACUAUUCCUGGGCUCGUUUUGGACAGUUUUAGUUUCUUUGUACAGUAAACAUAAUUCAGCUCUGGC
Eubalaena glacialis (North Atlantic right whale) is the source of this 2630-nucleotide messenger RNA. It is a transcript of the gene RAB40C, whose product is annotated as RAB40C, member RAS oncogene family. The transcript has 6 exons. Lineage: Eukaryota; Metazoa; Chordata; Mammalia; Artiodactyla; Balaenidae. Gene Ontology annotation, biological process: protein localization to plasma membrane; intracellular signal transduction. Gene Ontology annotation, molecular function: GTP binding; GTPase activity. Bases 205 to 1050 code for a protein of 281 amino acids. Gene Ontology annotation, cellular component: plasma membrane; synaptic vesicle; endosome. The record is from RefSeq and is a predicted model, not a curated record.